AUCGAUCUUCUACUGGUGCAUUGUUUCGGACCGUCGAAAAUAUGAGCCAAUCUAGCUCCUUGAAGAGGAAACAGCAGCCUACUAUUUCGAGUUUCUUCGGCAAAACCACGUCAUCUUCCGGUGAAAGCACGAACAAGAAGGCCAGUCUCAAUGGGCUUGGACGCGCGAAGCAGAGGAUCAGAGAGGAGGAGAGCAACCUGAGCCCGAGCCCUGAAGAUAAGGGUGAAUAUCUGGACGAUGAAGAUGAGGAUAUUGUGCCACCGUCACGGAAGAGAGUUAAGAGUAGCCGGAUUUCAACGGACGGAGCGAAUGCCGCAGCCAAGGGGAAUGACGACGACCUUUCCCAGAGCCCGCAUAGAAAUGUGCCCGCAUCCUCGCGAACUGAAAGGUUUCGAUUUCAAAGCUCGCCAGUGUCAAGUCUAGAUGCAGAGGGAAGCCAGGUAGAAGGGAGGGAAGCAAUAGACACCGAGAGAGAACGAAAGAGGAAAGAGAAUUUGCAUCAGAAAUUUGUUAGGAGACUGGGUGGACCUGGUUGUCUUCCGUCAUUGGAACAUGGUUCGAAUGCAAAUACCGCAAUGACUGAAGGAGGAGAGGAUGAGGACGAAGCCUUGGACGAGGAGGACGUUGCUCCGCCUCCAUCUACAAAAGCUAGAGGGGCGAGAAAAGCAGCUUCCACGAAAUUGACACCGCUAGAAAAGCAGGUCAUUGAUAUUAAAAACAAACACAAGGAUGCUAUACUUGUUGUAGAAGUUGGCUAUAAAUUCCGCUUUUUUGGCGAGGAUGCGAGGAUUGCGGCGAAGGAGCUAAGUAUUGUGUGCAUUCCGGGUAAAUUGAGAUUUGAUGAACACCCUUCUGAAGCUCAUCUAAAUCGGUUCGCAUCCGCCAGUAUUCCCGUUCACAGACUACAUGUCCAUGUAAAACGCCUCGUCAGAGCGGGUCAUAAAGUCGGAGUCGUUAGACAGCUUGAAACAGCUGCAUUAAAAGCCGCAGGGGAUAAUCGCAACGCUCCGUUUGAGCGGAAGCUUACACACCUGUACACCAAGGGAACGUAUAUUGAUGACACGGAGGAGCUUGAAGGCUUAAAUGCAGUGGGUGCCAACAGCGCCGCUCCUGCUACCGGUUAUUUGCUCUGCAUGACAGAGAGCAAUGCAAAGGGCUGGGGCAAUGAUGAGAAGGUACAAGUUGGUAUCUUAGCUGUCCAGCCCGCCACCGGGAAUAUCAUUCAUGACAGUUUUGAAGAUGGGUUCAUGCGCACCGAGAUUGAAACAAGGCUUUUGCACAUUGCCCCUUGCGAGUUCCUCUUGAUCGGAGACGUGUCAAGGGCAACGGAUAAGCUUGUGCAGCAUUUGAGUGGCAGCAAGAUGAAUGUCUUCGGUGACAAGGUCCGGGUCGAACGAGUUUCCAAGUCGAAGACAGCCGCCGCUGAGUCGCACAGUCAUGUGUCUAGUUUCUAUGCUGGGAGAAUGAAAGCUACAAGUACGACCCAGGAUGAGAGGGCGAGAGACCUGUUAGACAAAGUUUUGAAUCUUCCAGAGGACGUUACCAUCUGUCUCUCUGCUAUGAUCAAGCAUUUGAAAGAAUAUAACCUGGAAAAUGUUUUUGAUCUCACGAAGUACUUCCAGCCCUUUUCCGCCAGGUCACAUAUGCUGCUGAAUGGUAAUACAUUGAUCAAUUUGGAAAUAUACCAAAACCAAACGGAACAAACUUCAAAGGGGAGUCUAUUUUGGACUCUCGAUCGCACGAAAACGAGGUUCGGGCAACGGUUGUUGCGGAAAUGGGUAGGGAGACCUUUAUUGGAUAAGCAAGAGCUUGAGGAUAGGGUCGCAGCGGUCACAGAGCUGAAAGAUUCAGACGCAACCCCUAGGGUUGGGCGAUUAAAGACUCUUCUAUCCAAGGUCAAAACUGACCUGGAGAAAAAUCUUCUCCGCAUAUACUACGGAAAGUGUACACGCCCAGAGCUUCUCACGGUGCUUCAGACGUUGCAGUUGAUAGCAACAGAAUUCUCGCACGUGAAGUCGCCAGCGGAUGCUGGCUUUGAUUCGCCCGUCAUCAACGAAGCUAUCAGUCAACUGCCUGUUGUCCUCGAUGAUGUCGUCUCCUACCUAAACAAAAUUAAUUUGCAUUCCGCGAAAGCUGAUGACAAAUUUAGCUUCUUUCAAGAAUCAGAGGAAACAGAUGAGAUUACCGAACAAAAACUUGGAAUUGGGAGCGUGGAGCACGACCUCGAAGAAUACCGCAAUACGGCCGCCGAAAUUCUGUGUAAAAAGAAGGUGUGCUAUGUCACAAACGCGGGCAUUGAGUAUCUUAUUGAAGUGGAAAACUCGUCGCUUCAAAUGAAGAAAAUACCAGCCUCGUGGCGAAAGAUCAGCGGUACAAAAAAGGUCUCACGUUUCCAUCCACCAGAGGUAGUAAAUUUGAUGAGGGAGCGAGAUCAACAUAAAGAAGCCCUUGCAGCUGCUUGUGAUAAAGCCUUUUUAGGUCUACUUGCCGAUAUCUCUACCAAAUAUCAACCCUUUCGGGAUUGCAUUCAGGCUCUUGCAACGCUUGACUGCUUCAUGUCACUGGCAGCUGUAGCUGCUCAGCCCGGCUAUGUUAGACCUACUUAUGCUGAUGAAGCCCGCAUUAGCGUCCGAGGAGGAAGACACCCCAUGGUCGAACAACUCCUCCUUGACACCUAUGUCCCGAAUGAUACCGAGUUGGGCACUGAUGGAACUCGCGCUCUGCUCGUCACGGGGCCUAAUAUGGGAGGGAAAUCCAGCUACGUUCGUCAAGUAGCUCUGAUAUCUAUAAUGGGCCAGAUAGGUUCCUAUGUACCAGCAGAGUCAGCGACCCUUGGUAUGCUAGAUGCGGUGUAUACUCGCAUGGGUGCUUUUGAUAAUAUGCUCGCAGGAGAGUCUACAUUUAUGGUCGAGCUUUCAGAGACUUCGGAUAUUUUGAAACAAGCUACUCCCCGCUCGCUAGUCAUCCUCGACGAACUGGGCCGCGGCACAUCUACUCACGAUGGGGUUGCCAUCGCGCAAGCGGUUCUGGACUAUAUGGUUCGGGAUAUUCGGAGCCUUACAUUGUUUAUCACACAUUAUCAACACCUAAGCAACUUAGCACGUACUUUUCCCAACGGUGAAUUACGAAACGUGCAUAUGAAGUUUACCGAAAGUGGCAAGGAUGGACAAGACAUUACAUUCCUAUAUGAAGUUGGUGAGGGCGUGGCACAUCGCUCAUACGGGCUAAAUGUAGCCCGUCUGGCAAACAUUCCCUCGUCAGUGCUGGACGUGGCGUAUACCAAGUCUGCAGAGCUUGAAGAGAAGAUCAAACGGAAGAACUUGGAAGGGAUAGCCAAGGGGCUAUCCAGAGUUCUCGAGAAUGGAGAGAAUGAAGGCGAACUGAUGGAGAGGUUGCUGAGUGAGGUCGAGCAACUGUGA
This is a messenger RNA of Coccidioides immitis RS, 3419 nucleotides long. RefSeq names its product DNA mismatch repair protein MSH3. Gene Ontology annotation, molecular function: ATP binding; ATP-dependent DNA damage sensor activity; mismatched DNA binding. The coding region runs from base 42 to 3419 and encodes 1125 amino acids. NCBI's taxonomy places the organism in Eukaryota, Fungi, Ascomycota, Eurotiomycetes, Onygenales, Onygenaceae. The transcript has 3 exons. Gene Ontology annotation, cellular component: nucleus. The record is from RefSeq and is a predicted model, not a curated record. Gene Ontology annotation, biological process: mismatch repair; mitotic recombination.